AUGUCUUCACCGAUUGUAGCUCGCUUAACAGAAGAAAGAAAAUCAUGGCGAAAGAAUCAUCCAUUUGGUUUUUUUGCUCGUCCCACAAAGAAUUCGGAUACUACAUUGAAUUUAAUGAUAUGGGAAUGUGGAAUUCCUGGAAAGAAAAAUACUAUUUGGGAAGGUGGUUUAUAUAAAUUAAAAAUGAUUUUUGGAAAUAAUUAUCCUCAAUAUCCGCCAUUAUGUAAAUUUGAUCCACCAUUAUUUCAUCCGAAUAUUUUUUCAUCAGGAGAAAUAUGUUUAUCAUUAUUGGAAUUUGAUUGGCAUCCAACAAUUACAAUUAAACAAAUAUUAUUUGGUAUACAAAAUUUAUUGAAUGAACCAAAUAUUGAAAGUCCAGCACAACAAGAAGCUUCUUGCAUGUAUUCUAAAAACAUAAUGGAAUAUAAUAAUCGAAUAAGAGAACAGGCAAAAGAGUUUGCUCUAAUAGAUUAA
This is a messenger RNA of Condylostylus longicornis, 474 nucleotides long. RefSeq names its product SUMO-conjugating enzyme UBC9-like. Gene Ontology annotation, cellular component: nucleus. The transcript has a single exon. Gene Ontology annotation, biological process: protein sumoylation. The record is from RefSeq and is a predicted model, not a curated record. Bases 1 to 474 code for a protein of 157 amino acids. Lineage: Eukaryota; Metazoa; Arthropoda; Insecta; Diptera; Dolichopodidae. Gene Ontology annotation, molecular function: SUMO conjugating enzyme activity.